This is a messenger RNA of Chondrus crispus (carragheen), 1135 nucleotides long. RefSeq lists its product as hypothetical. Bases 1 to 249 code for a protein of 82 amino acids. The record is from RefSeq and is a predicted model, not a curated record. The transcript is spliced from 2 exons. Lineage: Eukaryota; Rhodophyta; Florideophyceae; Gigartinales; Gigartinaceae.
AUGAUACACAGCGACACAAGGCUACCAAUUCGUUGCCGCCACCGCUUGUGUCACCCUUACCCUCGCCUCGUCAGACUUAACAACGCCUACCAGUUCCUUGAGCGCCUCCAUCGGAUUCCGCUCUCCGCCAAACACAACCUUCCCUCCCACCUUCCCCGCCUCCAGUAUCUCUGCCGUCUCCCUAGCCGCCUCCACCCUCAAUUCUGUCCUCACGUGCGACAACCCGGCGUUCAACGUCGCCGCCAUUAACCUUGCCAACGGCCUCACUUUCUUCAUCUCCCUACGCAUCUCACACUCGUCUCCCUCCCGGCCUUCCUCACGCCGAUCGCCUCAUCGCACAGCGCGUCCAACCGACGCGAACAGCACGCGGGCCAUGGCCCAACGGGAGGCCGGGUGGAGCGACGAGCUCGCCGACCCGCUCGCGCACACUCUCCCCACGGGAGAGCCUCGUGGUGCAGGCGCAGACCAGUUUCAACAGCUCAGGACGUGUCUCGCAAACUUUGCGCAGGAGUCGCACGACAGGCUCACAGCGCACGAACGGCGCGCCCAGGAGCUGCUUCGUCGCAUCGGCGAGGCGGAAAACGGCGGGCCCAUGUGAGAGAGGCGCUGGAAGUGGGGAGAUAGCGCCUUGUGGAACUCGACGCUAGCGAGCUGUUGCGUCGCGCUUGCGGUAGAGUCGGGUGCCAUUGCGUAAAUUGUACCCUGCCUGACAGCGCCGUUGAUUUUCUGCACGGUGAGACGGCGAGGGAGACGGCGGGAGGGGCUGCCGCAAAUGGCGGGCGGGACGAAGCGGAAGCGCGGAGUCGGCGAGGGACAGUGCUACACAAGCGCGAUGGCGUUACCAGCACCGGAAAGCGCGGUCUGACACGGGCGCAAAGGUGGCAAGCGGGAGCGAACCGUUCAGGGAGUUGAGCGUCUGGUCGGGAGCUGGAGGCACUUCGUGAUGGAGGUCUAGAUUAGCGGGGAAUGCUACGACGCGGGCUGCUGCGGUUACCCGCGAGAGGGAGGAAGCGGGCGGUGGCGUGGGGGGGCCGCCCGCAACCUGAAACGCACACAAACUCUCCGCAAACAUGUAAUCUUGAUAGUCCUUGAUAGCAUGUGCCAUUUUCAUUGCCAAAUUAAGAGUUGCUGUGGU